AUGGCAUUUAGUAAUUUAUUUCGUCGUUAUUCAACUUCAAAUGAUAUACAAGCACCUAGUUAUGCAUAUAUGGAUGGAAAUUCUAUUGCUGAAACUUUAUUAGAAGAAUUAGAAAAUCAAUGUCGAAAUUCUUUAGCAUUAGGAUCAUUACAAAAUAAACGAGAUUCGGAUAUUGUAAGUAGUUCAAUAACUGGAUCAUUUUUGUCUACACAUAAUUCAUCACUUAAUGUCAUACCAACAAAACGACAUUCAUCUGUAGAUUAUUCAUGGUUAACACCAAGUACUAAUUUAUUACAAUCGACAAAUGAAUUAUAUCAUUUACCUGAUAUAAUUAAAAUGGAAUUAAGUGAAUUAAUACUUAAUGUAUUACCUGAAGAUUGUACAUUAAUAAUCAAUCAAUUUCGACGUCAUAUACGUGCUCAAACAAAACCAUCCACAUCAGAAAAUAUCAUUGCUUUAUUUCGUAAAACAAUUUCUGAUUAUAUUGAUCAAAAACAAAAAAAUCGUACAAAUACAAACAACAUCAAUGAUACAAUAAAUUCAAAUAUAAAAUCAAAUAAUAAAUGUUCAACAAAUAUAUAUUCAUUAGUACGAAAUAAUCGUAUUAAUCCCAAACGUCAAUUUGAUGAUGAACAACAUUGUAUUGCUGAACUUACAGAAAUUUCAAUAACAUCAUCAUCCAAUGAUGGAACAGAAAAUAAUCAUCCUCAUUCAUUGAGUCAUGCAUAA
This is a messenger RNA of Rotaria sp. Silwood1, 729 nucleotides long. Lineage: Eukaryota; Metazoa; Rotifera; Eurotatoria; Philodinida; Philodinidae. The record is from the annotation of a GenBank genome assembly.